Messenger RNA from Selaginella moellendorffii, 1086 nucleotides. RefSeq lists its product as uncharacterized. The record is from RefSeq and is a predicted model, not a curated record. NCBI's taxonomy places the organism in Eukaryota, Viridiplantae, Streptophyta, Lycopodiopsida, Selaginellales, Selaginellaceae. The coding region runs from base 180 to 1028 and encodes 282 amino acids. The transcript has 3 exons.
AUUUUAUUGUAUUAAUAAUAAAAUUUCUGCCGGUGGUUCUAUUAUUAAAUUUAGUUAAUUUUAAGUUACUUUUUUUUCUCUGCUCCUUUUCUCUUUAGUUCUUUCUGGUUUUGCUAGGGUUUUGUUGUUAAUGGAUUAAUUAGAUAGUUUUUUUUUUUUUUGUGUGCGCGGUCCUUUUGAUGAGAAUUCGCAAGAAGCGUUCCACCACAGUAGCUGUGGUAUUGGCCACCGACCAAUUGGGAAAUGUUUGUAACUGGUGUGGCGAGGCAAUCGAUCCAAGCGAGGGCGAUGGAGGUAAUUUGGAGGAGAGGGGUCUCUCGCUCUCGUCUUGUCUCCGUGUUAGCGGUGAAAAGGCACGUACUUUUCUCUUGCGGGUUUUGGUUCUUACUUUCCUCUGUUCUUUCGCUCAGCCAGUGGAAAGCCAUGCUUCUCUUCGUUGUUCGUCGCUUCCACCCCCAAGCUGCACAGGAGGAGAUGAUUCGAAGAGUUCUGCGGCGGAGGAGGCGGCGGCUGGAACACCAAUAUCUCAGUUGCUGCGCAUGGUCUUCGCCCAGACUCCAAAUGCGAGCCUCACUCCUCGCCAGGCCUUGGCACGAAUGAUGAUCUCGGGGCUCUGCGGCGGCGAGGAGCCGGCUCUUGUGCUGGAACAGGUUGCGACGACCAUGAGCACGGAUCCUUACUUCCUACAGCUCAAGCGCGGGCGGUUUCGCGUGAGGAAUAACGCUGACGAGAUGGACGAUGGUACGCUCCCGGUGCCACAGACGCCGAGAGCCAUCCCGAAAACUUUGAGGCUGCUGGACGGAUUGCCUGACUUGGAGCCUGCCGAUGUUCAAGGAGGCGAGACGCUGUGCUCCUGCAAAAACGGGAAUGGUUGGAAGUGUUCACAGAAAGCAAAGCCGGGGUACCUUUUGUGCGAGCACCACUUGGAUCUAAACUUCAGGAGAAAAAUGAGAAGGGUCAGUCGCAUGAAGGACGAGCUUACGUCCAGAAUGAAACAAAAGAGUCACUACCUUGACAAGCUAAGUUAGUUCUAAGGAGUUUUCCUGUACAACAAAAUCCUCAAGAGAUAUAUUUUUGCACGGCGAA